Bactrocera dorsalis (oriental fruit fly) is the source of this 8793-nucleotide messenger RNA. RefSeq names its product zinc finger protein 473. The transcript is spliced from 9 exons. The record is from RefSeq and is a predicted model, not a curated record. The coding region runs from base 796 to 4614 and encodes 1272 amino acids. Gene Ontology annotation, cellular component: nucleus. NCBI's taxonomy places the organism in Eukaryota, Metazoa, Arthropoda, Insecta, Diptera, Tephritidae.
UAACAUUUGGCAAUCGUUGAGGAGUUCGGGUAGAAUAUUUCUCGUUGGAAAAGUCUGAACUUUUAUUUUAUUCUGAUAAGAAAUUUAAUUUCAAAACAUUACAAAAAGCUAUCCAAGUAUUAAAGUGAUAAGUGAAGAUUGUGUGUAAAUAAAAUUUAUGCAAGAAUGUGCAAAAUUAAUAGGUAUAGUUUGAAAAAAUAAAGAUUCUUAUAUGAAUUUUCUGAAAGUGAAAUGACACUUUGAGAAGACAAGAGUUUAGAACUAUACUCGAAGACGAAGGUGGUGGCGACGGCCAUUAAGGAAUUCGUGAGUUUGAGAUGUGUUAAUUCGUCAAAGCAUCGUCGGGAUUCGGUUAAAGCUAAACAAAGUGUCGCCAGUAGAGAGGAGUGGUGCUUGGGAGUGCUGCCAGAUGUAAAGCGCCUUAAAGAUUGGCGCAUAUUUUAGCAUUUGUUUACAAUUGUUUAUAUUUGAUAAAGUGGGAAAAUUAAAUUUGAGUGCGUAAAAAUGAUUAAAAAUAAAAGCUCAAUGAAUGAGUAAUAGUUUUUAUCCAGUUAUUUCACCUAAUGUUUGCUGUAUACGCAAAAGUGAGAUUUAUAAGCGGCAAAGUGUAUUUGAUAGUUUUAUGUAAUUGUUUUUAAAUAAAAGACGUAGUAUGUCAUUAAAAUUAAAUACAAUAAAUUUCAAGAGUACAUAUAUAAAGUUAUAUAAUAUUUAAAAUCAAUGAUAGUGCACUGCACUUCAAAAUAUUAUCGAAGAUGUUCGCCAUGCAGAACAGAAUUCUGUGGUGUUUAGAAAAUGAAUAGUGAACAUGCAGCAGUCAAAGCAACUCCUGGUGAGUCAGCGAAAGCCACAAUUACUGUAGCCACUGCUAAUGAAUUGAAUCGGCAAUACCAACAACAGCAACGACAUUCACCACAGCAACAUAUUAACAAUUCUCAUCAUUUGCAUCAACUGCAAUUACAGCAACAACAGACGCAAAACCAACAACUAAACGAGCCACAGCAAAUCCGAAGACAACAAACAGCACAACAACAACAAUUGCAACUGCAGCAGACGCAGCAACAGAGUAAUUCAAUGUCGUUGGGCAAUGCAAGUGGUGGAGGUGGUGGUGGAGGCUCCACUGCCAUAGUGACAACCCCCUCCACUAUAGCCACUGUCACCGCUGGGACAGCAGGCGGCAUGGUUGGUGUUGCCGGUAAUACCUUAAUACCAUUGACAGCCCCAGUCCAACAGCAGCCAGUUUCAAUAGCCACUUUGACGGCGGCGACAAUUGCGGCCGUUGCAGCUGGAGGUGGCCCACCAACCACUCUAACCGCGACACCAGUAACUAUCGGUGGUCUUAGCAUAAGUGUUACGAAUCCUGCAACUGUCGUUACUGGCAAUAUUGCUGACACAAAGAUAGGCCAAACGGCAUUGCAACAGCACCAACAACAAACGCAUCAACAGCAGCAAACAAUAAGUUCAACUGGAGACACAUUAGCGACGGCAUCAACCACAACUGCACUAUUGCCAAAUGCACCAAACUUGAGCAAAUAUUGGGUCGUUUCAAAUGGUCAAGCGCUUCCCUAUAAUAUUUUGCCAAAUAGAACAAUAAUUACACAACAUCAGCGGCAGCAAACGUCGGACCAGGAUACACAUUCACAGCAACAGGUGCAACUGCAGCAGCAGCAACAACAACAACAGCAACAGCAAGCUAAUGCAUUACAAAUUCACGCUGCAGUAAAUGCAAGCGAUGACAAUCGACAGCAACAGCAGCAGCAUGUUUCGCAGCAGCAACAUGUAACUGCCGCUGUGCAGCAGUCACAGCAAACUCAACAACAGCUCCAACAGCCCCAACAGCAACAACUCUUACAACGAGAGCAUAUUAAAGAGGAGAAACCAUUUUUAGACAACGGGAAGUUAAAUCAAUCCUUAGUUAUGCAACACGUAGGCGCAACAGCAUCGUCCGCGCCGACGACGUCAGGUGCUACUACCAUAACCCUAGGUGCGCCGAAAACCGAAGUUAAAGACGACGUUGGAAUGGGCAAACCGCCUAUUGAAAUGUAUAAAGUUAACAUUGAAGACUUUUCCCAGCUUUUUACCUAUCAUGAAGUUUUUGGUAAAAUUCACGGUGAUGUCAUGAAUCAGGCCGCACAUGCAGUACCCAAUCCUGCACCACCACCACCGCAUGGUAAUGCGAGCAACAAUGCCGCAGUUGCGGCCGUUGUGGCCAGUGCUAAUGCUGCCGCUGUCGCUGCUGCUGCGGCCGCGGCGGCCGCAAAUACAACAAGCGGUGUUGUGGCCCCCACAACAACUACAAAUCUAACGACGGCAAUCAGCACUAGUGGCACUACCACUGCCCCCGCAACGGCUGUCACAGCAACCCCAACAGUGACCGGGGAGCUGUUGAUGCCGAAAAUGGAGGGCGGCCUACCGGUUGUGGAUCAGACAACAACCAUCGCGCUUGCUCCUGAUGGCACACCCAUCGCCACUGGUACACAUGUCUGUGACAUUUGCGGCAAAAUCUUCCAAUUUCGCUAUCAAUUGAUCGUUCAUCGACGUUACCAUAGUGAACGGAAACCAUUCAAUUGCCAGGUUUGUGGACAGGGCUUCACUACUUCACAAGAUUUAACGCGCCAUGGGAAGAUUCACAUCGGUGGACCAAUGUUUACGUGCAUCGUUUGUUUCAAUGUAUUCGCUAACAAUGCCAGUUUGGAACGGCAUAUGAAACGACAUUCGACCGAUAAGCCAUUUGCAUGUACGAUAUGUCAGAAGACAUUUGCACGCAAGGAACAUUUGGACAACCACUUUCGUUCUCAUACGGGCGAGACACCUUUCCGGUGCCAAUAUUGCGCAAAGACAUUCACACGGAAGGAGCACAUGGUGAACCAUGUGCGCAAACACACGGGUGAGACGCCACAUCGUUGCGAUAUUUGUAAGAAGUCCUUCACGCGCAAGGAACACUAUGUUAACCACUACAUGUGGCACACUGGUCAAACACCUCACCAGUGCGAUGUAUGUGGCAAGAAGUAUACACGUAAAGAGCACCUAGCUAAUCAUAUGCGUUCACACACUAAUGACACACCAUUUAGAUGUGAGAUAUGCGGCAAAAGUUUCAGUCGCAAGGAGCACUUUACCAAUCACAUUCUCUGGCAUACAGGCGAAACACCUCAUCGUUGCGAUUUCUGCUCGAAAACAUUUACACGCAAGGAACAUUUGCUAAACCAUGUACGUCAACAUACCGGCGAAUCGCCUCAUCGUUGCACAUAUUGCUUGAAAACGUUCACACGCAAGGAACACCUAGUAAAUCACAUACGUCAGCAUACUGGUGAAACACCGUUCAAAUGCACCUAUUGCACGAAGGCAUUUACGCGUAAAGAUCAUAUGGUGAAUCAUAUUAGACAACAUACCGGAGAAUCGCCGCACAAGUGCACAUACUGCACAAAAACAUUCACACGAAAGGAGCAUCUGGUAAAUCAUGUGCGUCAGCAUACUGGUGAAUCUCCUCAUCGUUGCAGUUACUGCAAGAAGACCUUUACACGCAAGGAGCAUUUGACGAACCAUGUACGUUUGCAUACUGGCGAUUCACCGCAUAAGUGUGAAUAUUGUCAAAAGACAUUUACGCGUAAAGAGCAUCUAAACAAUCAUAUGCGCCAGCACUCCAGUGACAAUCCACAUUGUUGUAAUGUGUGCAACAAGCCAUUCACUCGUAAAGAGCAUCUCAUCAAUCAUAUGUCACGCUGUCACACUGGUGAUCGUCCUUUCGCUUGUGAGACUUGUGGUAAGUCGUUUCCACUCAAAGGAAAUCUGCUGUUCCACCAACGUAGUCACACUAAAGGGCAGGAAUGUGAACGUCCGUUUUCAUGUGAGAAAUGUCCCAAGACCUUUAUAUGCAAGGGUCAUCUUGUCUCGCAUAUGCGUUCGCAUUCGGGCGAGAAACCACACGCCUGCACAUUGUGCAGCAAAGCUUUUGUUGAGCGUGGAAAUUUGAAGCGUCACAUGAAGAUGAACCAUCCCGAUGCGGUAAUGCCUCCUCCGCCGCAGCCUCAUCCGCAAAUCCCAGCUGGUAUACUGACGUCGGUCAAAGAGGAAAUAAAACCAAUAUUUCUUCCGCAUCAAACACCGACCAUGCACACCAUCCAACAAAUUACAUCGGGCGCAGCUGCGGCAAAUGCCGUGCAGUUGGCCCCUAGUCUAGUGCCGUUGGUUACCUCAACGAUAACUUCGCAUAAUAAUCAGAAGCCUCAGCAGCAGCAGCAGCAACAACAACAGCAGCAACAGCAACAACAGCAGCAACAAGCACAUCAACAGCACCAACAACAGGUGCAACAGCAGCAGCAACAACAUCAGCAGCAACAACAGCAGCAGCAGCAACAACAACAACUACUACAAUUAUCCAUACAACAUCAACAACAGCAGGAGCAACAUCGCCAACACCAGCAACAGCAACAGGCGCAUCACCAACAAACACAGGCGCAAGCACAACAACAAGCUCAUGCACCACAACCUCAACCGCAACAACCGCCACCCGUGCCUAUCGCACUCAUACAAACCGAUCCGGGCGUCUUGGCGCGUGCGGCCAUGCAACUGCAGCACCUGCCAGCGAAUGUCGAGCAACAUCCGGUGGUUUACUAACAGCAGCAUAAUUUCACACACUGGUGAGGCGCGUUGACGGCAGCGUUCAAUAAUAAUAAUAAUAACAACAACAACAAUAACGUUAAUGAUAUUAGCGAGGUGGAUAGAACGGUGCUGAGAUAAACGCGAGGCUGCAGCUGCUAUUGCCCUGCCACAAUGGCGACUGGGGCUUAGUAGUGCAACCGAGACUGUAAGUUGCUGACGUGAUUGUGAAAAGGCAACAUUUUAUAUGGCGCGUAAGCAUUAAAGUAAGACGGAAUUCGUAUAGUAAAAGAAGUUUAUUUUUCUGCACAUAUUUCUAAGUUUUUAAUUUAAGUCAUUUACAUAUACAACAUAAACCGUGCUGCAUUAUUGUACGCGCGCAUAUAUAUCUUGAGUCCAAUAUGAAGAACGCGAGCAACAUUUUUAUUACUAUAUAAUUAGAACAUAAGUUUAAACCCCAACAUUUAAUUUGAAAAUGAAGUCAGAUUGUCGCUAAAAUAUUCAAAACCUCGCGACACGCUGUUCUCCGCUUUGCAUAAACCUGAAUUAAUGAGCAAUUUUCUUUUUCUAUUGUGUUGAUUUGAAAACUCUACUUUUAAGCUUUACUUUUCAGCUUUACUGUUUAUUUCGCACUUUUUAUGUUGAAAGUCCCGAAUGGUAGUUUUGUGCAAUAUGACGAGUUUUCUAAAGCUCUACUUUUAAAGUAGCGGCAUUUAUUUUUACGUAAACAGUGUUUUUCACGCUUACUUUAUUCAGUUUCAUGCUAAGCUGAUUAACAGCGUGUUUGGGUAAAAACAAUUGGAUGUGCUGAAUUGUGAAUGUUUGGUUAACACAUUACCUAAAAGCGUUACUUAAACUUAAUGAAGUGCCAAAUUUGAGUGGGCAUCAUAUAUUUCAGACAUUAAUAAAAUUUGUAAAUUACUUUUCUUUUAUAUUUUUAAAUAAAAAUAUGCUUCCAAAUGCUUUAUUUAUUUUAAAUCUUAUUAAAAACGAAAUAUAAAUAAAAAUUUUAGACAGAAUUUCGAUUCAAAUUUUCCAACAGGUUUUGUGUGUCACAUUUGCUAUAAAAAUAUUGAAUAUUGACAGUUAUUUACGAAAAUCAUGUUCUCUUCGUUCUACGGUUUCUUUGCAUACUAUGAAGAAUACAAAUCGUGCCAUCCAAUUUUAUAUACCUAUAUAUAUGCUUAUAUGUUUAAGAUGCAUACAUACAUACAAAUAUGUAAGGUAUCGACGAGAAAUGUAUAUAAUACAAAGCAUACAUACAUAUUUAAAUAUAUGAUUAUAUGUAUAAAGAAGUAUUUUGAAAAAAUCAACAACAAAGUGUAGUGAGGUUGCGAUCUCGAUAUUUGUUUUCACCCCGUUUUUUAUUUUCGACUCGUUGGGUUUUCCUUAUUAUCUGCAGCUAAAUGGUUUAUAAUUUUUCUGUGACAACCACUUUUAAUUAAACUACAAUUUAUUAAAUACAUAAAAGUAAAAUAUAAAGAGAUACGCUGUAUUAUUCGCAUUUUAGAAAUGAGUAAAAUUAAGAGACUCAAGAGAGACGAGAAGACGAGUGGUAAUUAGUAUAACCGAGAGAGAACUAUUGUCAUAAUUGACUUUGAUUUAAUUUUUUGUUGGAUAGAAAAUUAAGUAUGAUAUGAAAGAUAAAAUUAGAUGUGUUGUAGUAUGGCUUUAAGCGUAGUAUAUGCAAAAAUUGUAAAUUAAAGUUAAACAUUUGAAAUUCGGUAUUACUAUUAUUGAUGAGAGAAAAAUAAGAGAAGAAAAAUUUAAGAAUGUGUACGCAAGCCAGCAUAAGAAUGUGUACAAUUCCAAAUUAAAUUAUUCAUUUAUAUGCAACUAGAAAUUAAGGCAGCAGCAAUAAUAAGCAAAUAUUUAAAGAAGUCUAAAAUAAAAGCCUACGAAAAAAUUUUAAAGCGACAACUUAGUGAACAUUAAAAGAAAAUCAUUAAAUUAGUUAUACAUACACACAUGCUAUACAUACUUUAUAUAUACAUAUAAUAUAUAUAUAAAUAUGUUAUUGGAUCCGUUAAUCAUAAAGUAGUUGAACUAACUCGUAGCACACGUACGUACAUAUACACAAAAAUACAUAACAUACAUACAGUUGAUAAAAAGUUUGUUUCCGAACUGCAAGUAACUCUAGCUACAAUCAGGUAGAAGAAUGGGAAAGUUGACAAGUUACUCUCAAAAAGUGCGAAAUAAUUGAGCAAAGGCUCGGGGAACUAGAAGAACUUACCAAGGAAAUAUCAUGUUUUUUUUGUGUUAAAAACGCCUUUUCAGUAAAAAUUGUCUGACUAGUGAUGCUAAGCAGUUAAGAAACAAACCUAUUGUAAAUCACACAAAAUCAUCAAAAUGUAAACAAGAAGUUCAUAAAAAAAUAUUUUCGUAAGAAAAAGCACGCUCUCAAGCAACAAAUUUUUAAUUUAUCUAUUUUAUUUUAAUUUUUAUUUAUAUUCUCUUUUUAUUUUCUAAUUUUCUUUUUGAUAAUUUGAUUUCUAAUAAUAGGUAUCAUAUUUAUUAUCUUCUCUCAUCUAUGUGCUACAUUAUUAUUAUACUAUGAUUGACCCAAAUUUAAAUUUCCACUUUGACACUUCAACUGGUGCAGAAAGUAUUCGCAUAAUAACUGAAAUCAUCGAUACAUCAUUUACAUACAUGCAUAUUUAUCAACUGCAUACACACAAAUAAAAUAUCUAAACUAACCAAUUAUACAUAGCAACUGCAAAUAUAAAACUAAACAUAAAAAUUAAAAAUAAAAAUAAAUAACUGUUAACGCUUUAAUUUACAAUUAAUCGAUACGCAUAAAUAAAUGUACGGUAAAAGGAUAACGGAUAGUUAUUAAUAAGACACCAUACAAAGGUGGGGUUUGAUUUUUUCGUAUGAGCAGCAGCGUUAAGGAAGCGUAGAAAACAAUAACACCAGCAAAUUAUUUUGUAAGAAAUAGCAAUGUAAUGCUUACAUAUAUACACACAUUACUAAUAAAUGAAAUAAUACUAAAAUUAUUGCAAACAUAGUGUUAGUUGAUAAUAAUAUAUAUACAUAUAUACAAUAUACACUUAAGCUCAUUUACUAAGCUAACAACUAAAACAACAAUGAUUGUUAUUAAAUGGGUAUAAAAGUAAUGCAAUUAAUAUAUACUAAUGGUUAAUUACAAAACCAAAAACACACAAAAAUAUAAAGAUCUUCAAGUACAUUAUUAUGCGCGCUGAGCGUUCGAUAAGCAUAAAUGCAAGGGUGACAAUGAAAAACAUAUACAUAGGUAUUAGCUAUAAAUAUGCAACUAACUUUGCACAAGCACUAACUAACUAGAAGCGUUGAAGAGCAUAGACAAUGUCACAUGUGUAAACGCUUAAAUAAUGUAACUGCAUAGUAUUGUACAUGGACAUAUUGGUGGCUACUUGGUUACAAUAUUGGUACACUUUGUAGGUCGCAAAUAAAAUUCUUAUGAGCAAGACGCUUACACGAUAAAAAGAAAAAAGCGCUAGCGCUUCUGUACAUGCUGGCCACCUUAUGUACCAGCGCAAAGCUAAGAAGAAUUAAUUAAGAAAUGAUAAUGACAAUGUUGAAAGUUUGAUUUUGCUUUGUAAAUGUGCAUCAUUUUUAGCGGCUUCCAGAAAAAUGCGUAAUUGUGAGCAAUUACAAAAAAAUUAUAAUAAAUGUAUGCCAAUCAAUAGCACAGUCUAUUAGAAUGUGUAUGAAUUUGCGUUUAUUACACUGAAAAUGUAUAAAUAGAUACAUAUGUAUUAUUAUUAAGAAGAAGAAAAUUAUUGCUGAUCGCUUUGUCGCUGAUUAACAUAUUUAAAAAUAUAUAUUGGAAUUUAUACUUUAAAAAAGUAAAAUAUCAACCAAUAAAAAAAUGCAUAUAUAUAUAUAACAGUAAAAACAAAACAUAAUUAAAGUUGUAAUAAUAAGAAAUAGUAAUAAAAACAUAUCCUUGUAUCAACUAAAUCACAGUUUGUCAAAUGAAAGCAAAAACUAACAUGUUAUAAUAAACAAAAAAUAUUGUAGCGCAUAAAAAAUAGAAAUGUAUGCACUGUUUUAAGUUGAACUCUUCAAUGAAAAGCUUACAAUAUAUCGUUAAACAAUUGCAACAACAACAAGAAAUAACAAUUGCUAUAAACAUAAACCUUACUAUAUAUUUUAAUGCACUGCAAUUAUGUAUAUAUACAUACAUAUAUAUUUGAUUCGCUUUUGAAAAUAAUA